UAUAGAGUCGGACCAAGGAAAAAUCGAGAGAAAACAAGUUCAAUUUACGUAAUCGUCACCUGCGAAUUAACUAUCCUGUGUUUCCUGACGAGAUUAAAUUGCUGGACAAUUCAUGGCCACAAAGUUUUUCAAAUCUACUUCACUUGCGUUCUUUCGAGAAAUCCAUGCAAGUCAAAGCUGCGGCCAUGGAAGUUCUGAAAUUCUCUUCUGCUCCACUCCACUCCACUGCCAAAGUGAACAAAUACCGAUUUCGGAAUCAAUGUUUUCAGGUUCAUCUCUUACCUUCAACAUCUUCUUUAACGAUUCACAGACACAGUCGAAGAUUCAAGCUCUGUGCAAACUCAUCGCCCACCAUUUCAACGGAAUCUGCGAAUCCGUUAGAGGUAGAGCCCGAGAGCGAACGGCGAGAGGAGAGAUUCGAUUGGUAUGCGCAGUGGUACCCGGUUAUGCCGAUUUGUGACCUCGACAAGAGGGUGCCGCAUGGGAAAAAGGUAAUGGGGAUCGAUGUGGUGGUGUGGUGGGAUCGGAAUGAGAGUGCCUGGAAGGUGUUUGAUGAUGCGUGUCCCCACAGGUUGGCUCCGUUGUCUGAAGGAAGGAUCGAUCAAUGGGGUAGAUUGCAAUGUGUUUAUCAUGGCUGGUGUUUUAAUGGCUCCGGUGGUUGCAAAUUUAUCCCUCAGGCGCCCCCCGAUGGUCCUCCGGUUCACACAUCUAAAAGGGCAUGUGUAGCAGUUUAUCCUAGCAUUGUGCAGAAUGACAUAUUGUGGUUUUGGCCAAAUAGUGAUCCCCAGUACAAAGAUAUUUUGGUGAAGAAAAAACCCCCUUAUAUCCCUGAACUGGACGACCCGUCAUAUACCAAGUCAAUGUGUAACAGAGAUCUUCCAUAUGGGUAUGAAGUUUUGAUUGAGAAUCUUAUGGACCCAGCACAUGUCCCGUAUGCCCAUUAUGGGAUAAUGGGAACGCAACAGCCGAAGAACAGUGAGAAAGCAGAUCGAGAAGGAGGCAAACCAAUUGAAAUUGUUGUGAGAGACUUAGAUAUAUAUGGCUUCAUCAGUAAUCAGACACUGGGAAGUAGCAAGUUUUUUGCACCUUGUUUGUAUUACUCUUCUUUUAGUCUUGGUCCAAUUUCUAAGGAAAAAAAUCCAAAACUCCAAGACAAUGGAACACUCUUGUCAGCUGAAAACAAUACGGUGACUCCAAACACAUCACAAAAGAAAGGGAUGCUAAUAUUUAUGUGUAUUCCCGUUAGUCCGGGUAAAAGCAGAGUAAUAUUUGUAUUUCCAAGAAACUUUGCUGUAUGGAUGGACCGAAUUAUUCCGAGAUGGAUGUUCCAUGUGGGACAAAACCUCAUUUUAGAUUCGGAUUUGUAUCUUCUCCAUGUGGAGGAGAGGAAGAUAUUGGAUAUCGGCCCUUUAAAUUGGCAGAAAGCUUGUUUCGUGCCAACAAAGUCCGACGCCAUAGUGGUUGCUUUCAGAAGGUGGUUGAACAAAUAUUCAGAUGGUCAUGUUGAUUGGAGAGGCAAGUUCAGUGGCAGUCUUCCCCCAUCGCCUCCAAAGGAACAGCUGAUGGACAGGUACUGGUCUCAUGUGGUGAACUGCAGCAGUUGUAGGGUGGCAUGCAAGGGUCUGAAUGCACUAGAAGUUGUGUUGCAGGUCAUCUCCAUUGCUUCACUUGGAAUUUUUGCAUCAACAAAGCAGAGUUUGGUAUCAGCAGCUGCUAGAAAUGUGAUGGUGGCUAUGGCUAUUCUCUGCUUUGCUGCUUCAAGGUGGCUGUCUCACUACAUUUACAAAAACUUCCACUUCCAUGAUUACAACCAUGCCCUUCGUUGAAAUUACCGUUAUGCCCUUUGAUGAAAUUACCACUAUGCCCUUUGAUGAAAGCUUUAUAGAUGCUGACACAGAUACAAACUAAUAGAAGAAGCAUAUGUAUUUAUUUAUGAAAUAAACUAUUUUCUAAUUGUAUUUAACAGAAAUUCUUAGUCCAUAGUUUGAUUUGAUGAUAUUACCAUUAUGCCCUUUGAAGAUGUUGAUUGAAGGAUCAGAACUUGGUUGCCUCAAUGUAAUUUUACAAAGGCUACUUUCAGUCUUUCACCAUUCCAA
Molecule: messenger RNA, 2096 nt
Organism: Momordica charantia (bitter melon)
Lineage: Eukaryota; Viridiplantae; Streptophyta; Magnoliopsida; Cucurbitales; Cucurbitaceae
Product: protochlorophyllide-dependent translocon component 52, chloroplastic
Cellular component (GO): cytoplasm
Molecular function (GO): chlorophyllide a oxygenase activity; 2 iron, 2 sulfur cluster binding
Source: RefSeq, a predicted model, not a curated record